This is a messenger RNA of Torulaspora delbrueckii, 915 nucleotides long. RefSeq names its product cyclin-dependent serine/threonine-protein kinase PHO85 (gene PHO85). Gene Ontology annotation, biological process: protein phosphorylation. The record is from RefSeq and is a predicted model, not a curated record. Gene Ontology annotation, cellular component: cytoplasm; nucleus. The transcript has 2 exons. NCBI's taxonomy places the organism in Eukaryota, Fungi, Ascomycota, Saccharomycetes, Saccharomycetales, Saccharomycetaceae. Gene Ontology annotation, molecular function: ATP binding; cyclin-dependent protein serine/threonine kinase activity. Bases 1 to 915 code for a protein of 304 amino acids.
AUGACAUCUUCUUCGCAGUUCAAGCAAUUGGAAAAAUUGGGGAAUGGUACUUAUGCUACCGUUUACAAGGGAUUAAAUAAAACUACUGGGGUAUAUGUGGCGUUGAAAGAGGUUAAAUUGGACUCUGAAGAAGGUACGCCAUCAACGGCCAUUCGUGAGAUCUCGUUGAUGAAAGAGCUUAAACAUGAAAAUAUCGUUCGACUAUAUGAUGUUAUCCAUACCGAGAACAAGUUGACAUUGGUCUUUGAAUAUAUGGAUAAUGAUCUUAAGAAAUAUAUGGACUCCCGCACUGUGGGAAAUAAUCCGCAGGGGCUGGAACUAAGCCUUGUAAAAUAUUUCCACUGGCAACUGCUGGAAGGUGUGUCUUUUUGCCAUGAAAGUAAGAUCCUACAUCGUGAUUUGAAACCACAGAAUUUGUUGAUCAAUAAUAAAGGACAAUUGAAGCUUGGUGAUUUUGGUCUGGCUCGUGCCUUUGGUAUCCCGGUGAAUACUUUCUCUAGUGAAGUAGUAACGUUGUGGUAUAGAGCGCCAGAUGUGCUUAUGGGUUCAAGAACGUAUUCCACAUCGAUUGAUAUGUGGUCCUGUGGAUGUAUUUUGGCAGAAAUGAUAACGGGGAAGCCAUUGUUUCCUGGUACCAAUGACGAGGAACAAUUGAAAUUGAUUUUUGAGAUAAUGGGGACACCAAACGAAUCUACAUGGUCGGGUGUUUCUUCGCUGCCUAAGUAUAAUCCAAAUUUCUCACAAAAACUACCCAGGGAUUUGAGGACAAUUUUGCAACCGCAUACGAAGGAACCACUGGACGACAACUUAAUUAACCUCCUGCAUGGUCUUUUACAAUUGAACCCUGAUAUGAGACUUAGUGCUAAGCAGGCUCUGCAUCAUCCAUGGUUCGCAGAAUAUUACCAACAUCCGUAA